UUUUAAACAUUUAUCAUUAGAUAUAGAUGAUUGACUUUGGUGCUAUACUACAUGGAAGAGUAUGUCAUACUAACUGAUAGUCCAUAAAAUGAAGACUAAGAGAGAUUACUAGAUUUUUAUAAUGGAUGAAGAUUUGGCAUCAGAAGAUAGCUCUAGUAUGGAAGAGCAGAGUGAAAGAGAUGAUAAAUCUUCAGUAAUGGAAAAAUGUCUUUUGGGAAACAAGGUUAUUUCAAUUCCUCAAGAUAUGUGUGAACAGGAAGAAAUCUUCAAAGAUGUUAUUAAUAUGGACACUUGGCAAAAUAUUCUAACCAGUGCUCAAAAAUCAAAAUUAAUGAAAUUUUUGCCAUCUUUCCCAGAAAAUGAUGAAGAUGAGAAACUCACAACUUUAAAACAAUUGUUUGCUGGCCAGAAUUUUAAAUUUGGAAAUCCUUUAUUUCAGUUUUACAAAAAAUUAAAGGAUGGUUACUUAGCUCCAGAUGUAUCAAAAGUUGCCUCUUUAUUGAAGAAGGCUCAGUAUCGAGAAUACAGAUAUCAACAGCAGCAUUAUUAUUACAGAUUACUUGAAAAUGUUUUAAUUUCAAGAAAGAAAUUAUUAGAUGCUGCUUCGAUGCUUUCCCCUGACAAUAAUAUUAAAAUAGAAAAUUUUGCACCUAAAUUGCGAAAUAAAUCUAUUCAAGAAAGAACUAAAUGGAGAUAUUUCAGUCAGCUUCAGGAAGUCAGAGAGGAAUGUGGAGAAUUAGACACUUCAUCUGAAGAUGAAAAUUAUCCUGAAGGUAGCCCUCCAAAACUGACACGCAAAUUGAAGAAACAAGUUCAGAGUCUCGAAGCAUCUUUAAGUCCCGAUAUGCAUAGAGUUGUAUCUACUGUAACUCCUGCUCCAGGGUUUCAUGAUGGUGGACCUAAUAAACCUCUAAAUCAUUCUUUGGCUAUGUUUGAGAUGACAGAAGAAAGAUAUAGAGAAAUGCUACUGAGGCAUAAACGUAGGAGAGAAGAAAAAGAGGAUCAUCCCGAAUUGGAUACUUCCAACAUCUCGCUUGAUGACAUAAUUGCCCGUACAAAUUGUAUAAAGCGUUUUAUUGGUAAAGACUUAUUUCCAAAGAAAAAGUUAAAAUGCCAGGAUGGUAUGGAAAAGAAACAGAAAUUGUUGGGAGUGGGAGUGGGUGAUAUGCAACUUUCACCUUCGCAUUCUCAGUUGCAAUCGAUUGGAGAUGAAAACAUGUUGGGGACGUCUCAUGGCGUGGGACUUACCACUCUUAUGAGUGGAGAUGCCGCUCUAGAUGAUGUGGACGUGGACGUUGGAAGUGACGGAGAGGGGCUUCAGUCUGGACCGCCGAGGUCGGCUACUCCUACUUACCCCAGUUGCUUCUUCUCUCUAGUUAGAAAUUUGUUUUAUGAAACACCAGAACAGAAAAUGUCUGCAUCAAAGGAUCAUCCCGAAUUGGAUACUUCCAACAUCUCGCUUGAUGACAUAAUUGCCCGUACAAAUUGUAUAAAGCGUUUUAUUGGUAAAGACUUAUUUCCAAAGAAAAAGUUAAAAUGCCAGGAUGGUAUGGAAAAGAAANCUCUGUUUUACUAUAGAAAUAUUUUAAAUAUAAUGUUGAUCAUAACAGGAAUACUCCCAGAAAACUUCGUUCCUUAUCUCGACUACAAAGAAAAACAGCAACAGUGGCAGUGGAUAGGAGCUGGUCGCGAUUCGGGAGAACAGUUGAACCUGCUCUGUCAGCACUGGCUUGAAAACAAGGACGAUCUGUCUCUCGAUGUGCUGGAGUCAUCGCAGGGAUCCCCACCACCACCAAGAGUUGUAACUGAUUGGACUGUACGUCCCACUUCUGAAGAAGAGAGACAGUUAUAUCGAGAACAGGAACGAGUGCGAUACCAGAACCCUCACAAAGCUUUCACCUUCAGGGUGCAUGGCUAUGAAUCCGUUGUUGGACCAGUCAAGGGAGUUUACGGCAAAGAGAGCGGAGUAAAUAAAGCUAGAGAACAUUCUCUAUUAGUGUCCGACCGGCCUCCCUUUGUCACCAUUCUCUCAUUAGUAAGAGAUGCCGCAGCAAGACUACCUAACGGCGAGGGUACGAGAUCAGACAUUUGUGAAUUAUUAAAAGAUUCUCAGUACUUAUCUGCCGCCAGUGACCAACAGAUUCAUACAGUCGUAAGCGGUGCUUUAGACCGACUACAUUAUGAAAAAGAUCCGUGCGUAAAAUAUGACGUCAAUAGAAAAUUAUGGAUAUAUCUUCACAGAAGUAGGACAGAAGAAGAAUUUGAACGAAUACAUCAAGCUCAAGCAGCUGCAGCAAAAGCCAAAAAAGCCAUACAAAAAAACAAAACACCAAGAGUAAAAACAAAUAAAGAUGCUGCCCGAUCGUUAACUAUUACCGAAGCAGUCAAUAGUCUGACUGUAGAUGUUCCUGCCAGUAGUAAUAUAACUGUUAACACUUCAUCACAGAGUCCCAGAGGAAGUGGAAGCCCUAGGACACAAAAUAGUCCAAAGCAGACGCACGGAACAACGUCUCGUCAGUUAAUGAGAAGUCUGUCACUACCCGCCCAGGCAUUACAGAAAGUUUCUUCUGCCAUUUCGGCAUUGCCGAACACGUCCGAAAUGUCCGCUGUACUGUCGAGUCCCCGCCGUCAAGAUAUUUCGUCCGUACUUACCGCUCCCACGAUUCCCAGCCCCAAACUGUCUGCAAUACCAAUCUUGUCUCAACCUCCAAAUGGAGGAAAUAAUUCUAGACCACCUUCUCAGUGUUCUCUUCCCAGCCCAAAAACGGUGAUUGCUAACGUUAAUGCUGCUCAGUUUGUAGGGGUGACCCAACUGCAGAGUGGCGGAGCAGAACAGUCUAUUCCAUCGCCCUCUAACUCGCCCACGCCUCCACCAGGAUCGAUAGGAAUUGACAUGAAGCCUUCUUCUCCGGCAUUUGUCGGACAGCCACCAGUUCUCCAGCCUGUCCUUAGUCAGGCGGCGGGAGUGAUCAAUCCGUCACUCGCCACCACGAUGUCCCCUGCUUUGGCCAAAGCAGUGUCAAACAUAGCAUCGAAACGGACAGCCUGUUCUUCUUCUAACCAGGUGCAGGGAUUUCAGACGAUCGUCAUUAAACAGGAUCCCAGUGGAAAACCUGGCACAUCAAUCGCCGCACUCCCCAUACUAGCCUCGGCAUCUGCGGCAAAAUCUUCAGCCAUGGGAUCAAAACCUGUAAUGGCACGCGUCGUGGCGGGCACACAAGUCGUCUCGCUUAGCAAUCUAGUGGCUAGAACGACAGCUCAAGCAGUUGCAAAACAAGGAUCACAAUCUUCUGGUACGGCUACUUUUAGAAUCCAGAGUGGAAAUUUUGUUCAACCAGUUGGAGCUACAGGAACCUUAGGUGUUCUGCAAGCAUCUCAACUUGCUGCAGCUGCUAAAUUACCUAGAUUGGCCGUCGUCACACAGUCCAGUAGCAAUACAGUAACAGCAACUCCUACAAUAACAGCUCAACCAAAGUUAAUCACAUUAACUCAAGGACAAUUGGGAAUGCUACAAGCAGCCCAAAUUGAUGCGGCAGCCUCACAUGAAGCAGUUAUUUCGGCCUCAACCAAAACAAACGUAGUAUCUAAUCAGACUGGGAUCAAAACUGUAGCUCCUUCUGUAAGCGUAUGUGGAAAAUCGUCCCAGAACAUCAUCACGUCAAAAUCGUCUCCAUCUGCAACAGCGGUCACAAUGCCAACAAGCAGUGGUUUACCAAGUGUAAUUUUGGCAAGUGGAAGUCCAACCUCUUCACCAACUGUUGUUAUUGCAACUCAAGGUACCUUAAAGCCGUCGAAUCAGACGUAUGUGAUGGCCGCACCCGGAUCCAAUCCUACUGUUGUGAUGGCCGCAGCAACUCAGCAGGGAGUCAGGGGAGUCACUCCGCUGAAUGUCAAAGCCCUUCCCGGCAUAAAAGUUAUUCCCAUGUCUCAGGCCAUGAGUACGACAAAAGGAACGAGGACUCAACCACUCCUGGCCAGAAUCAUCACUCCUCCGGCGGGAAUUACCAUAAGGCCGGGAGGUGCCGUGGCGACGGUGAAUGCUGGACUGGGACAGACACAGCAGGUGGGAACGCCGACUGCAGUGAGCAUUGUCCAGGGAAUAGGCACGGUGUCUCAUGGAACGCCGGCCACCAAAUCUUCUGCUUCACUGGCAACCGCCAGCUCUCAGCCAGUCAUUGUACAGGUGCAGACAUCUUCACAGAAUGAAAGUAUGGACUCUCUUUCCCAUCAGGAAGGGCAUUCUUAGAAUUUAUUUAAAAACACAUCUCAUGAUUUGGGGACAAAGUAAGGAUUUUUUAAAAUUGAUAUUCAUUUUUACAAAAAGCACAUUUAAGUUUUAGAAAUCAAAACAUCAAAUUUCGAGCCCGACAACAAUGUAAACAAGCAAUUAGUUUAAACUGGCUUUGUUCUUAAGAACAAACACUUCUAAAUGUGUAAAUAUUAAAUUUUUUCAUCUCAAAACAAAUGCUUGUAAAUAACACUAUUUUUUGGAUUUAGUAAUCUUGUGUCUAUUUAUUGAAUAACCUUUAAUGUAAUGUUAAAAGUUUUACCACAAUAAAAAAAUGUUUUCUAGUAUAUUUUGUCCUAUACAGGCUCUUUUAGGUGUUGAUAAUGAUAUCUAUUCCUUUUCCUUUCUGCAUUGAACAAAUUACAAUACCACCAACAGUUGCACUCUAUAUUUUUGGAUAAAUGAAAGACUAACUUGAACUUCCAGUUAGUUGUAAUUAAAUGACAAAGUGAACAAUGCCUGGAAAUUUU
Centruroides sculpturatus (bark scorpion) is the source of this 4758-nucleotide messenger RNA. RefSeq names its product nuclear factor related to kappa-B-binding protein-like. Gene Ontology annotation, cellular component: Ino80 complex. The coding region runs from base 122 to 4246 and encodes 1374 amino acids. Gene Ontology annotation, molecular function: protease binding. The record is from RefSeq and is a predicted model, not a curated record. The transcript is spliced from 25 exons. NCBI's taxonomy places the organism in Eukaryota, Metazoa, Arthropoda, Arachnida, Scorpiones, Buthidae.